GUAUAUUUUGUUGACAUUGCAGUAAAAAAAGACAUACCUAAACAUUGUAUUGAAUGAGAAAUUUAGAGAAAGCCAUUAAUUUGAGUGAAUUUAUGCACAGAUUUUACUACUAUUUCAGUUAGUAAAAAUGGACUUUGAAAGCCCUGACGUAGAAAAAGAUUUUCCCGGUUUAUACGCGUCGGAAACUGGCAGAAAAAGCAAUGAAAGUGAUUUCAGUGAUGGAGGGGACCACGAGAAACCAAGCAAGAAAGAUUUGCUUGGUCGCCGGAAAGAGAAGAAAGAGUCUAAAAAAGAUAGAGGAUAUGCAGCUUUAGAGGGAGAAAGUUCACCUGAAGAGGACACUGAUACCAAAAGUCCUUCAAAAUCAAAGAAAACAAAAUCAUUCAAAUUCCCGACUAAAAGUAGCAAGGAAAAGAGGGAGAAAUCACGAGAUAAGGAAAAAGUUCUAGAAGAAGCUGGAAAAAAGGAGCACAAUGAGAAAGAGAAGAAAAAAGAGAAGGAGAAGGAAAAGGAGCGAGAGAAGGAGAAAAAAGAAAAGGAGAAGAAAGAGAAAGAGAAGAAGGAGAAGAUGAAGGAAAAAGAUAAGGAAAAGGAAGAAAAGGCAAAAUUCAAACUGGAAUCGAAGGAAAAAUUAAAGGAUGAGAAAAAAGAGAAGACGAAGGAGAAAGAGAAAGAAAAGGUGAAGGAGAAAGAGAAGGAGAAAGUAAAAGAAAAGGACAAGGAUAAGAAGGACAAGAAACUAACAAAAGUGCCGUCGACGGUGACCUCUGGUGUGCCUUUUGAGGAAAUAUUUACUUUAGGAGUGGCUCUACCAAUCUUCGGCGUUCCACUUCAGCAGUCAGUAGAACGUUCGAGAUGUCACGACGACACGGGGCUGCCGCUAGUCGUGCGAGACAGCAUCGACUACUUGCAGGCACACGGCCUCAAAUCUACACAAAUCUACCGCGCCGAGGCGGACAAGAUAAAGCUGCAACAGCUACGCAAGCUGUUCACGGACCGGGGCCCCACCUUUCCUUACCACUGGGACGUGCCCGUCGCUUGCGCAAUGCUCAAGUCUUUUAUAAGUGAACUCCCCGAAUCUGUAUUGACACAGGAGCUUCACGGUCAAUUCGAGCAAGCGACGGCCAUUGCGGAGCCCCAGAGGGAAGCCGCUGUGGUCGCGUUGGUGACCAAACUGCCCGCGUGUAACCACAGCCUGUUGGGAUGGCUCGUGAGGCAUUUUGAGAGCGUCGUGGCCAAUGAACAGAUAAACCACGUGAACAUCCAAACGAUAUCGUCAGUGAUGGGGGCAGCACUCAACAUGUCAUUGAAUUUGCUCACAUAUCUCAUAACAAAAGCCGAUGUACUGUUUCCGGAUGUUCGACUUACAAAAUACGUGCCCCCACUACAAUCUCUGCCCGCGGACUUCCCCGAAACGGCAUCGGAACUGAGCGCGGAACUCCACAAGCAGGAGUCGCUGCUGAGUCAGAUCCACGCCGAGAUGCACGCGGGGUUCAUCACGCCCGCCCGCGACCAGCGGCUGUGGGAGGCGCAGCGGAUCGUCACGCAACUCAAGAGAAAACUGAGGGCGGUUCAGAAAUCGGUUGAGCCGAAUUCUCUUCCGCCACAACCUUCGGUCGACGAGAAACCAGAUGAAGAUGCUCGCAGAAACUCGCAACAGACAGACACACAGGCACAGCCAGUAAAACUACUGCCGCAGCCGUCUACCGAAGAGACAGUGGACUUAGCACGAAGAAACUCGCAACAAACAGACACACAGACGCAUGAAGAAGCUAAAAGUCUAAAAACUACUCCCGAUGCUUUCCAAGACGUAGUGGACUCGCCCAAACAGGGAGCGACAUUUGAAGCCGAAUUCGAAGACAAUUUCGACUUCAAACCAAAUGAAACUAAAAAAGUUGAACCAGAAACGCCCAUAGAGAAACCUAAAUUGACUGAUAAAGAAAUGAAAUUGCUAAGACUGCAGUUAGAAAACGCUGAAUAUUUGCAAUUGAAAUCUCUAUUGCAAGCGAAAAUCAAUUCCGAACAGUUUGAAAUUGUAAAACUUAGGAGUCAUGUCGCUUUGAAGAAUAAACAGGAAGGUGCACAGAAUAAAGAAAAUAAAGAGAAUUACACGACUGAAGAACAAGAACUGAGGCAAAGACUGAUGAAAGAGAACGCGCUAUUGGAACAGAAAAGGAUGGGGCUAAUAAAUCAGAUUUUCCAAGAGAGGGUCGCGUGUGUACAAUUAAAAAUCGAAUUGGCUAUGAAAGAGGUUCUCUCUAAGUCUUAAUUUUUAAAAUUGAAUGGUGCAAGAAUCACACACCUUGUUAUUAAGAGAACGUUUUACUCCAAACAAAACUUCAAAAGCACGACUGAAAAACUAUAGUCGUUAAUUGUAUUCAAAAGUGCAAUGGCAUUUAUAGUUGGUCACACUUGUGAUUUAAAAUAAAGAACAAUCACAUUUGGAUUAGUAAUUAGUUACUCUGUGUAAUUCUAUUCUCAUUAAUGUAUGUAAUUCUAGACUCAUUCCUUCUCACUCUCACCGCAUUCCCGGU
Messenger RNA from Amyelois transitella, 2534 nucleotides. It is a transcript of the gene Rlip, whose product is annotated as ralA-binding protein 1. NCBI's taxonomy places the organism in Eukaryota, Metazoa, Arthropoda, Insecta, Lepidoptera, Pyralidae. Gene Ontology annotation, biological process: small GTPase-mediated signal transduction. Gene Ontology annotation, molecular function: GTPase activator activity; small GTPase binding. The transcript has 11 exons. The record is from RefSeq and is a predicted model, not a curated record. The coding region runs from base 128 to 2269 and encodes 713 amino acids.